UCGCGACAAAGAAAAAAAAAACUUGUUUAUUCUACAAAAAAAAAAAAAAGAAAAAAAAAGCAGAGCCAAUAGCAGAACUGUGAGAUCUGCUAGAAGCUGUUUCGAACAUGGAGUAUCGCAAAAUCAAAGAUGAGGAUAAUGAUGGAGGAACAAUAAGUGAUGACAUUGAGAAUCUACGCGGCAAAGGGCUUUUGGGGGUUGCUUCUGUAAGUAAUGUCCCUGCAACGGAACAGGCCAAGUGGAAACGCAAGACAGUUGUUACACUUGCAUUGACUUUUCUUACAAGUUCACAAGCAAUACUUAUUGUCUGGUCGAAGAGAGCUGGGAAGUAUGAGUAUAGCGUCACCACAGCAAACUUUUUGGUGGAGACUUUGAAAUGUGCAUUAUCACUUGCAGCCUUGGCAAGAAUAUGGAAAACUGAAGGUGUUACAGAAGAUAACAGGUUGAGUACAACCCUUGAUGAAGUUAUUGUUUAUCCCAUUCCUGCUGUACUUUAUCUUGUCAAGAAUUUGCUACAGUAUUACAUCUUUGCCUAUGUUGAUGCUCCGGGUUAUCAGAUACUGAAGAACCUGAAUAUUAUCAGUACUGGUGUUUUAUAUCGUAUUAUCCUUAAGAAAAAAUUAAGUGAGAUUCAAUGGGCAGCUUUUAUUCUUCUAUGUGCUGGCUGCACCACAGCGCAACUAAACUCUCGUUCUGAUCGUGUUCUUCAAACACCUCUUCAAGGUUGGAUAAUGGCCAUUGUGAUGGCCCUUUUGAGUGGAUUUGCGGGAGUGUACACUGAGGCUAUAAUUAAGAAGCGCCCAUCAAGGAAUAUAAAUGUCCAGAACUUCUGGUUGUAUAUCUUCGGAAUGGCCUUCAAUGCUGUAGCAAUACUAAUACAAGAUUUUGAUGCUGUCAUGAACAAGGGUUUCUUCCAUGGAUACUCAAUAAUUACCACUCUCAUGAUCCUUAACCAUGCACUCAGUGGCAUUGCUGUAUCAAUGGUAAUGAAAUAUGCAGACAAUAUUGUGAAGGUGUAUUCUACUUCGGUGGCAAUGCUUCUCACAGCUGUUGUUUCGGUGUUUCUGUUUGGCUUUCAUCUUACCCUUGCUUUCUUCCUUGGUGCUAUUGUUGUAUCGGUAUCGGUAUACUUACACUCUGCAGGGAAGCUGCAAAGAUAGUGACUUUUUGUGCUGCAUUGCCGACAUUGUAAAGUCUAGUGAACUAAGGUUUUUUAUUUCAGUCUAUAUUUGUUCCCACUCCACCCCCCAAUCUAUUAUCUUAUUUAUAAUCUUAUAUUUGCCAAUGGUGAAAAUAGUCAUACAUAAGUUUUGUUAAAUCUCUGUUUCAUUUAGUUCAAUAUUGUUAACCCGGUAAGUUCCUAGUUUCCAAUUCCUUGUUUAACAUUUUAUCAGAAGUUAGAUAGUUGGGGGGAUUAAGAUGGUGUUAGAACUUUUAUUUGUAAUUUGAUCUAAUUAAUUUCUUUGUUCUUUCUGAUGUCUA
Durio zibethinus is the source of this 1482-nucleotide messenger RNA. RefSeq names its product CMP-sialic acid transporter 4-like. Gene Ontology annotation, molecular function: pyrimidine nucleotide-sugar transmembrane transporter activity. Lineage: Eukaryota; Viridiplantae; Streptophyta; Magnoliopsida; Malvales; Malvaceae. Gene Ontology annotation, cellular component: Golgi membrane. The record is from RefSeq and is a predicted model, not a curated record. Gene Ontology annotation, biological process: pyrimidine nucleotide-sugar transmembrane transport.